Molecule: messenger RNA, 393 nt
Organism: Lactuca virosa
Lineage: Eukaryota; Viridiplantae; Streptophyta; Magnoliopsida; Asterales; Asteraceae
Source: the annotation of a GenBank genome assembly
AUGGUCGUGCCUCGUGGCACGGCAGCACCCAUACUAUUGAAAUGGUUCGUCAGUAGAGAUGUUCCCACAGGUGCCCCUUCUUCUAAUGAAUCUUUCUGCGGUGUGCUCCGUUUACUAUUCUUUCGUACUUUCUUCUCUUUACCACGCGAUAGGUCAGCGAAGCGUGAGCGGGCACGGAGAAGGAAAGGCCAAAGACUUCAGCCUAACGGGAAUGAGCAAGGACGAAAUGACAAGAUGAGGCGCCCUGGGCACCCCCAUUUAGAAAGAAGGGCCGAAGUUUUUGGGCCUGUAGCUUUACCCGUCCCCCCUGAGUCGGGCGGUUGCUUGUGUGGGGGGUUGCGCCACCAGAAAUCGGGCUUGAAGCUCUCACCUUACCAACGAGCCGACAGCUGA